AUGUCCUCCUUGCCUAGCUAUACCAAAGAUUGGCCAGGAAUAGUCCGCCCUGUCAAUCCGAAGGAUCUUGUGGACGUCCCCUACGAUACUAUAAUCAGCACCUCGUCAAUAUUUUGGCAAAAAAGACCAGGCAGUGCUGUACCGAGAAUGGUCGUCAGAAGCCGUUGCACGAAUUGCAAACACCGAAAUCUUCGCCGGACCACCAAGAGGGCGAAUAUAAACCAAUUGAAGCACCUUCUGAACAACGUCAAACAUCGGCCCGGUGUUUGUCACUGCCAGACAACGGCUGCGAAACGCAAAUGGGCAGCACUACAUCUGUUUUGGAACGACAUGUGCCUCUUCGACGGGAAAGGGGUUCGAAUACAUUGGCUCAAGUAUCAGAACAUAAAUCUUCAAAGACAAAUCGACCUACAACGACUAGUCCGAAAAGACAAUGUCUUGUGGACGACUCUUGACAUGGGUGCUCGGAGAACGCGUCCAUUAGCAGAUAAGAUUCCCACACCUAGAAUACCGUAUAUCUGGGCUGAGACGUACGAAGAGUUACUUGGUGCUGUGCCUUUUCUAUCGACGAUGAACAACGGAGUCUCUGCUGAAAUGGGCUUUGGACUGGGCUAUGGACGGGAUCGGACAUUAUUCAGUUACAAACGGUCAAAAUCUAAUAGUACAAUUAUGCCUGAAAAGCAUUCGACGACGGAAUGUACCGUUUCUGCAGCUGAAAGUACAGAUUGGUGUCAAUUACCGCCGGGAGCGGGUGACGAUGACUGUCCUAGCGACAUGGAGCUCGAGUAUCCGGAAGAAGAGUCAAUAUGUGAAACGUCACUAGUUCGGGAACCCUCCCCUGUGACUCGGUCAAUCGAGAAAUGUUUCCGAGAAGCUGGAAUCUCUGAUCUCAGUUCAGAGUAUCACGAUGCAAGUACUGGCGACCUCUCAAGUAUUUCUUGUGCAGCGCGAAUAGCACCGAAUAAUUCUUCCUCGUCUUCUGCGGACGAUUCUUCGGAGCCAUCCCUACGCGUGGUACAAAGUCGGCCCGACGAGAUUGAACGCUUAUACAGGGCGUACGAAGGCGGCUAUCCUGUUUCUGUAAUAGUAGAUACAGCUUGGUCUCAGUAUCCCUUUACCGUGCUUCCGAGUUGUAAUAUUGAGAAUCAUUCUGAGAAUAGGGAGCCGAUUAUGGGGAAGAAUGGUAUACAGCGAACUUGUGGGCUCAUGCAAUGGACGUUCACCUUGCGAUGGACUCCAGGAGGACCAUUAGACUCCAAUAUUCCAAUAGAUAUCGACGGACGUCCCCAAUCAUCUCCUCCAGUACCUUGGUGGAUUUCAUCGGAGUCUGAUUUGGCUAUUUUAGAGCCAGCGUCCCCAACCAUCGAGUUGAUCGAACCGUAUCUUUUGAACACGAGCAUAUUGCAUUGGGUCAUUAUGCGUGAUACAUACGAAGGUGUUGCAGAUCCGUCUCAGCGUACAUGGCUCUGUAAAAUAUGUGGUAAACUAAGCGCAUCAAGUUGGAUCGGGGAAUAUGUAUGCUCUUAUUGCGGACCAGAGAAGCUGGACGUCAUGAGGUCCCGGAAGGUUGUAUUUGCCCAUUCGGUCUUAGACAGACAACGUUCUCUAAUAGUGUGGGAACCCUGCCCACACGUUCCUGAAGGAUUUGUGUCGGAAAAAAGCCAUUGGAAGGACUUGCUAAGCCAUUUCAGGUACACUCCUAAGCGUCCGAAUCAUCAUAACGAGACCACCAAUUCUAACGCGAUCUGUUCGAACACGAAACACGGUGAAACCACGGAGGAAUGUCUUGAGGAGCGACUAAAGCAACGAACUUCGGAAGGAGUAGUUGGAGAAGCGUCUAGAUCAGCCGAAGAUGCUUCACAGCCGGACGACGAAGCAUUUGUUGUCGAUCUACUAUUCAUAAGAAAUCGCACCGAGUUAGAGAAGGAUGCCGAUGCUCUCUUUCUUGCUUUCCAGAAAGAAGUUCCUAUGCACUUCGAAAGAAUAAAGUCCAAAGUAUCAGCCGGAAUAUUCACAUUUAGUGUUAAUCGACAGUCGCCGCUGCAUCAGCUCUCGGAAGGACGUUCAAACUGGAGUUCAGCCCCAGCGUGCAUUACUAGAGUGCGCCAAAUGAUGAUUGAAUACGCUUGCCACUUCGCCGGUUGCACUCGCGAUGCAGGCGAGUCUCUCUCAUACCUUUGGGUUGUCGCCUGGUUCGGAGAGAGCCCUGUGAAGACCGAACUCCAAGCAAAUGCCGUUGAACAUCCUGUUAUACUAAUGUGCCUCGGUGCUGAUUUGAAUAUUGUAUUCGCAAAACUCGGGCAAAAAGACAUUCAAAAGCAGGCCUCAAAAUCCAAAGUUAAAAUUCCUAAGGUAACAAAGGAUGAUGUAGAUGUAGAAAUGGUUAUAGAAGAUGAAUCGAUUAGAAUGGCCAAUUCUGGUGCUCACGCGGGGGUCUGGUGUGACGGGGAAGGAAAGGAAAGGAGCAAGGGAUUGAUGGCAGCGGACCGCCUUAAAAUUUCGCUGACGCAUGGGAGUAUACUCGUCAUUUCAGGUGCAGACAUUAAUCUGACCAUCGUCCGAUCCGAUAUGGCAAUUUUUGACAACGUUCAGGCUAGCCUAUUACAGCCUGAUGGUGAUGUAUUAAUAAUUGCCUGCAUACAGCCGGGUUGGUCAGAAAUGCGUGGACGUGAUGGUUCUCUGAUUCUACACGUCUAUGAGAGAAUCUGA
Messenger RNA from Fomitiporia mediterranea MF3/22, 2709 nucleotides. RefSeq lists its product as uncharacterized. The record is from RefSeq and is a predicted model, not a curated record. NCBI's taxonomy places the organism in Eukaryota, Fungi, Basidiomycota, Agaricomycetes, Hymenochaetales, Hymenochaetaceae. The transcript is spliced from 14 exons. The coding region runs from base 1 to 2709 and encodes 902 amino acids.